GAAAGUAGCAACGAAGUCAAGUCUUCCUUCGAGUAUCCACACUCCCACGUGCCACAGACAAUACACAGUGCUUGUCUCUGUCUAAUAUUAUUAUAGUUACAGUGCAAUUCAAGAAACAAACUUAUACUUUGAGUCAACCAACCAAUUUACAAAAGUAAAGUAAAUCCAAUUUCACGUAAUAUUAGAUUACUUCUCUUAAGAAACCAAAAUCAUAAUCACAAAAGUAGAAGUAGUAAUUAACAGAAACCAACCAUGACGAUGUCAUCAUCUUCUUCAGGCGGAGGAGCAUUCAGAUUACGUUGGGAUGUGUUUUUGAGUUUCCGAGGAGAAGAUACUCGCGAAUGUUUCACCAAAAAACUGUAUGAAUCAUUACACAAACAAGGUGUUCGUGCUUUCAUGGAUGAUGAGGGUUUGGACCGUGGGGACCACAUAGCUACCACUCUUCUUGAAGCCAUUGAUGACUCUGCUGCUUCCAUUGUUAUCAUUUCACCUAACUAUGCUGAUUCUCAUUGGUGUCUUGAUGAACUCAACAGGAUUUGUGAUCUUGAAAGGCUUAUUAUUCCUGUUUUCUAUAAGGUUGAUCCAUCUCAUGUCAGGAAACAAUUGGGUCCUUUUCAAGAUGGGUUUAAUUAUCUUGAAAAGAGGUUUGCAAAUGAAAAAGAUAAAAUUUUGAAGUGGAGAGACUCUAUGCUUAAAAUAGGUGGUCUUGCUGGCUUUGUUUUCAAUUCUAGUGAUGAUGGCGAUCAUGAGAAUCUGAUACGUCGUUUGGUGAAAAGGGUUUUGAAGGAGUUGAGUAAUACUCCAAUGGUUGUGUCUGAGUUUGCUGUGGGGAUCAAUGAACGUGUUGAGAAGGUGAUAAAUUUGUUACAACUCCAAUCCAACAAUGUCAAGGUUUUGGGGUUGUAUGGGAUGGGUGGUGUUGGCAAGACAACCCUUGCUAAGGCUCUCUUCAAUAGUUUUGUUGGUCGUUUCGAGCGUAGAUGCUUCAUAUCAAAUGUGAGACAAUUUGCAUCUAAAGAUGAUGGUUUGGUUUCUAUUCAAAACAAUAUUAUUAAAGAUCUUUCUUCUCAAGAAGGAACUCGGAGUUUUAUCAGUGAUGUCAAAGUUGGUAUUUCUACUAUCAAAAGAAUAGUUCGUGAAAAUCGAGUUCUGUUAGUGUUGGAUGAUGUUGAUCAUGUUAAUCAGCUUGAUGCUUUGAUUGGUAAAAGGGAAUGGUUUCAUGAAGGAAGCUGUAUAAUAAUUACAACAAGAGAUACAACUGUUUUGCCUGAAAAACAUGUCAAUGAGUUGUAUGAAGUUACAGAAUUGUAUGCUGAAGAAGCUCUAGAGUUAUUCAGUUACCAUGCAUUGAGGAAAAAGGAUCCUCCACCAGACUUUCUGAGUUUUUCAAAGCAAAUUGUGUCUCUUACGGGAAGAAUGCCAUUGGCUUUGGAAGUGUUUGGUUGCUUUCUGUUUGGUAAGAGAAGGGUGGACGAAUGGGAGGAUGUUGUUAAGAAGCUGAAAACUAUUCGCCCUGGGAAUCUUCAUGAUGUGUUGAAGAUAAGUUAUGAUGGGUUGGACGAACAAGAGAAAUGUAUAUUCCUUGAUAUUGCAUGUUUCUUUGUUCAGAUGGGCAUGAAGCGCGACGAUGUGAUUGAUGUAUUGAGAGGCUGUGGUUUUAGAGGAGAGAUAGCCACGACGGUCCUUGUAGAAAAAUGCUUAAUCAAAGUAAGAGAGGACAAUACCUUGUGGAUGCAUGAUCAAAUUAGGGAUAUGGGAAGACAGAUUGUUCUUGAUGAAAACCAUGUUGAUCCUGGGAUGCGUAGCAGAUUGUGGGAUCGUGCUGAAAUCAUGUCUGUUUUGAAGAGUAAGAAGGGAACAAGAUGCAUACAAGGAAUUGUACUAGACUUCAAGGAAAGAUCAAACCAGUGGAGUAAAAAUUAUCCUCCUCAACCUCAAGCAGAGAAAUAUAACCAAGUUAUGCUUGAUACAAAAUCGUUUGAACCGAUGGUUAGCUUGAGGUUGCUUCAGAUCAAUAAUCUGAGUUUGGAAGGUAAGUUUCUUCCGGAUGAACUGAAGUGGCUACAAUGGCGAGGAUGUCCUUUAGAAUGCAUAUCUUUGGACACUUUGCCACGUGAACUGGCCGUCCUUGAUCUCUCAAAUGGCCAGAAAAUUAAAAGCUUGUGGGGAUUGAAAAGUCAAAAGCAGGUACCAGAGAACCUAAUGGUCAUGAACCUCUCCAACUGCUACCAACUUGCUGCAAUCCCUGAUUUAUCUUGGUGUCUCGGCCUAGAAAAAAUUAAUUUGGCGAACUGCAUUAAUCUAACAAGGAUUCAUGAAUCCAUUGGCAGUUUAACUACUUUGCGUAAUUUGAAUUUGACACGUUGUGAAAACUUGAUUGAACUUCCUAGUGAUGUAUCUGGACUGAAACAUCUGGAGAGCCUCAUUCUUUCUGAAUGCUCCAAGUUAAAAGCAUUACCAGAAAACAUAGGCAUGCUUAAAUCACUGAAAACCCUUGCUGCUGAUAAAACUGCCAUAGUAAAGUUGCCCGAGUCCAUUUUUCGCUUGACCAAACUUGAACGACUUGUUUUAGAUCGUUGCUCACAUUUGAGAAGACUACCAGACUGCAUUGGAAAACUAUGUGCUUUGCAAGAAUUAUCUCUUUAUGAAACAGGUUUACAAGAAUUACCCAACACUGUCGGUUUCUUGAAAAACCUUGAGAAAUUAAGUUUGAUGGGGUGUGAAGGUCUCACUCUAAUGCCUGAUUCUAUAGGAAAUCUCGAAUCGUUGACAGAACUUUUGGCUUCCAACAGUGGGAUUAAAGAACUCCCUUCCACCAUUGGUUCUUUAUCCUAUCUGAGGACUUUACUAGUUAGAAAGUGUAAACUCAGUAAAUUGCCCGACUCGUUUAAAACUCUGGCCUCAAUUAUUGAACUUGACUUAGAUGGAACUUAUAUCAGAUAUCUGCCAGAUCAGAUUGGAGAGUUGAAACAACUUAGGAAACUUGAGAUUGGGAAUUGUAGCAAUCUUGAAUCAUUACCGGAAUCCAUUGGCUACCUAACAUCUCUUAAUACACUGAACAUAAUCAAUGGAAAUAUCAGAGAAUUGCCAGUGUCGAUUGGAUUAUUGGAAAAUCUUGUUAACUUAACAUUGAGCAGAUGUAGAAUGCUUAAACAGCUUCCAGCUUCUAUAGGAAACCUGAAGUCUCUAUGUCAUUUAAAGAUGGAGGAAACAGCUAUGGUAGACUUGCCUGAAAGUUUCGGUAUGCUCUCAAGCUUGAGAACACUCAGAAUGGCAAAGAGGCCUCAUUUAGUUCCAAUAUCAGUGAAGAACACUGGCUCUUUUGUGUUACCGCCUUCUUUCUGUAAUCUGACCUUGCUACAUGAGUUGGAUGCCCGUGCCUGGAGAUUAUCGGGAAAAAUUCCGGACGAUUUCGAGAAGCUAUCACUAUUAGAGACUUUAAAGUUGGACCAAAACAAUUUUCACAGCCUUCCUUCUAGCUUGAAAGGCCUUUCCAUUCUCAAGGAACUCUCACUGCCAAAUUGCACGGAGCUGAUUUCUCUCCCCUUACUUCCUUCAAGCUUGAUCAAGCUAAAUGCUAGUAAUUGCUAUGCAUUAGAAACUAUACACGACAUGUCAAGUUUAGAGAGUUUGGAGGAGUUGGAACUCACAAAUUGCGAGAAAGUGGCUGAUAUUCCAGGUCUUGAAUGCUUGAAGUCUUUGAAAAGAUUGUACCUGAGCGGUUGCAAUGCAUGCUCCUCCAAAGUAUGCAAAAGACUUUCAAAGGUUGCACUGAGAAAUUUUGAGAACUUGAGCAUGCCAGGAACCAAGUUACCUGAAUGGUUUUCAGGAGAAACUGUAAGCUUUUCCAAUCGCAAAAAUCUCGAGCUAACAAGUGUAGUUGUAGGUGUUGUUGUUUCAAUUAACCACAAUAUUCAUAUACCUAUAAAGAGAGAAGAAAUGCCUGGAAUCAUUGAUGUUGAAGGAAAAGUCUUCAAACAUGGGAAACAAAAGUUUGGUACAACGUUAAACAUUCGUGGGGUGCCAAGGACAAAUGUAGAUCACAUACACUUGUGUAGGUUCCAGAAUUACCAUCAAUUAGUAGCCUUUUUAAAAGAUGCUGAUACAUUUUGUGUGACUACGAGAAGUCCUCCUUUUGAUAAAGGAUUGAGGUUGAAGAAAUGCGGAGUUUAUUUAAUCUUUGAAGGGGAUGAUGAUUAUGAUGGAGAUGAAGAAUCGUUGGACAAAGGUUUACAAUCUGUUUCAGAAAGGUUGGCCAGGUUUUUUAACACUUGCAAUGAAGGUGUCGAUGCUACCUGUGCCACUGAGAGUGAAGAUGAGUGUCAACAUGAAUUGGAGCACGAAAAUGGAGAGCCUGGAACUAGAUCACUUCGUGUUGAAGGCAAUUACAUUAUUCUCUGCCUGUUUAGUCUAUUAUUUCUGUUGUUUAGUUGGUUUUGGUUGAGGUGUAUGCCAAGUGCUGAAAGAAAAGAUUGAUACAUGCUAUCGAGUUCAUUGAGACAAUGGUUGCUUUUUCACUGAAAAAUUCUUGAUUAAAACAACAUUUGCUCCUUCAGAAUUGCUACUGUUUCUGCCUUUCUGACAUAUAUGUUACCUUCUUUUGGAAGAAAAAAAAAAAUAUAUUUAGUAGUACUGUA
Medicago truncatula (barrel medic) is the source of this 4637-nucleotide messenger RNA. Its product is annotated as disease resistance protein RPV1. Gene Ontology annotation, biological process: defense response; signal transduction. Bases 253 to 4476 code for a protein of 1407 amino acids. NCBI's taxonomy places the organism in Eukaryota, Viridiplantae, Streptophyta, Magnoliopsida, Fabales, Fabaceae. Gene Ontology annotation, molecular function: ADP binding. The record is from RefSeq and is a predicted model, not a curated record. The transcript is spliced from 5 exons.